Messenger RNA from Salvelinus sp. IW2-2015, 4632 nucleotides. The record is from RefSeq and is a predicted model, not a curated record. NCBI's taxonomy places the organism in Eukaryota, Metazoa, Chordata, Actinopteri, Salmoniformes, Salmonidae.
GGAUUCCAGGGGAGUUGGGGCUGCCUGGAAGACCAGGACCCCCUGGAGAUGUUGGGGAGAUGGGGAUGCACGGCCGCCAAGGACUGCCUGGGGUAUCAAUACCUGGUACCAAUGGUGAGCCUGGCCCAAUGGGGAUCACUGGCACCAAGGGGUUUAAAGGAGAGACAGGGAUAUACUACCAGAACGGGCCUACACCUGGAGAGCCUGGUAAACCGGGCACAGCAGGCCUCAAUGGUCUGAAAGGAGAGCGCGGCCCCCCAGGUUGUGGAGGUACGUACUGCACCCCUGGUUCACCAGGAGAGCCUGGAGCAGAUGGAGAUCAAGGUCCUCCUGGAUCUGCAGGGUUCCCUGGUAGCAGAGGAAGUGAUGGUGAUUGUGAUUGUGAGCUUCUCCCGCCUUCAAAGGGAGACCCUGGCAUCGUGGGGAUUCCGGGAUUGCCAGGGUUACCAGGACUUUGUGGGGCACCAGGCCUGAGGGGCGACAUUGGUUUUCCCGGAGACAUAGGAAGAAGUGGUGCAGACGGCUUCCCAGGAUUUGCAGGUGUCCGGGGUCCAAAAGGUCAGAAAGGUGACAUCUAUCUAUGCAUUAAAGGUGUGAAGGGAGACAUUGGCCUCCCAGGGCCGGCUGGUCGUCCAGGCUUCACUGGGAGGAGAGGAGACGAAGGGAAGCCAGGUGCGCCUGGUGACGCCGGCCCAGAGGGUGACAGUUACUCAGGAUUCCCCGGUGAGAGAGGGUAUCCAGGUCCUGACGGGCCAAAGGGGCUUGCUGGACCCGUCGGCCCCCCAGGACCUGAUGUGAUUGGGGCAGUGGGGGAACGGGGACUCCCAGGCGACCAGGGACCUCCAGGAUACAGGGGAUCUCCUGGGCUCAAAGGAGUCAUGGGUGACACCCUACCCUGCAUACCCAGUAACCCUGGUGCCCCAGGACAGAAAGGCGAUUCCGGAUGCCCAGGGCUGAACGGAGAGUCAGGAUCCCCAGGGUAUCUUGGAGCUUUGGGCCCGGACGGGGUGAAGGGAGAGAAAGGAGACUUUGGGCUGUCUGGCCCACCUGGACCCAUAGGCUCAGUGGGGUGUGUUGGAGACUCUGGAGAGGCUGGUGCUGAGGGUCUGAGCUACGACGGCGCUGCCGGCUCUCCUGGCUUCCGAGGGUCUCCAGGACUGAAGGGCCCAUUUGGGGACUCUGUCCCUGGUGCUCCAGGACCUAUGGGCCUCAAGGGUGUAGUGGGGCUGUCGGGGUCCAAAGGAGUGCCAGGUCCACCCGGUCCAAUCGGAUUAACAGGUGCUGCGGGGCUUCCUGGUACACCGGGAAGGAAGGGGGAGCAGGGAGAGAGUGGUGCCACAGGCAAAUAUGGGGCCCCAGGGCUCACCCCUGAACAGUGUGAAAAGGGGCCCCCAGGCCUUCAAGGAUCCAUGGGACUAAUAGGGGACAUAGGCCCUCCAGGUUACGCAGGCGAGAAGGGUGAUAACGGAGAGGAGGGUCUGUCCGGCACGGGUCCUAAAGGAGCUGCAGGGAAACCGGGCUCUCCAGGGUUUCCUGGGUACCGUGGAGCCCAGGGCCCCGUGGGGACAUUAGGGGACCCUGGCAUACCCGGGGCCCAAGGGCAGAAAGGUAUAAUAGGGGUACCUGGUAGGGAUGGGACAGUGGGUGGUCCAGGGAGGAGUGGAGCACUAGGACCCCUGGGAAGGAAAGGAGAGAGGGGCUUCGACGGUCAACGAGGCUUGCCAGGAGAUGAGGGCCUCAAAGGAGAAAAGGGUAGAAAAGGUGCCCCCGGAGUCGCAGGAGUCACCAACUUCAUUCCUAUCAAAGGACGAACAGGGGCUCCUGGACCCCCAGGUCUGGAUGGCUUCACUGGUCCAAGAGGUGACAAGGGUCCUGCGGGAGGCAGGGGUCAACCAGGGUACCCAGGGCUUUUGGGGGGGCCUGGCAUAGAGGCGUCUCAAGGACCACCUGGUACACCUGGACACUCAGGUGAACCUGGACUACCUGGCCUGCCUGGCCAGAGGGGUAUCAUAGGUUUCCCUGGAGAGAUUGGUGAUCAGGGUGAAUCUGGGUGUACUGGAUCUCCUGGCACACCUGGCUUCCCAGGGUACAGUGGUCUUAAAGGUGAACAGGGCGACUCCAUUGGCAUCCCUGGACCGGCUGGUGAUAGAGGAGCUACAGGAGACACUGGAGCAUUUGCCCCACCGGGUGACCAAGGUGAUGUAGGUGAACCAGGAUUUUCAGGAGCUCCAGGACCUAAAGGGUUAACUGGUCCGCAAGGAUCCAUCGGACCUCCAGGGCCUGCUGGUGUGAUCGGACCCCCAGGCCCGAGUGGUAAACCUGGGGCUGAUGGUCUCCCAGGGACCCCUGGACAAACUGGGCCCAAGGGAGAUCAAGGACCCCUUGGACUCAAAGGUCCACCUGGACCACUGGGUUUGCAUGGACUGGACGGACUGAAGGGUGUGAAGGGCGAGGUUGGGGCCAGAGGCCCAGGUGUGCCCGGUCCCUCUGGUGUUCCAGGCUGUAAAGGAGAGAAAGGUUCCAGAGGGUGUCAAGGGCCUCAGGGGCCCUCUCAGCCAGGACCUCUGGGCCCCAAGGGCCAGUCUGGACUAACAGGAAGCCCAGGAGACACAGGUGCCUCCGGUCUACCAGGCAUGGACUGUAAGGAGUCCAUGCCCGGCCACUGUGGGGAGUCAGGCUUCCCUGGACGCGACGGACCACCAGGUUCACCAGGUGACAUUGGGUACUCCGGCCCUGCCCUGCCCAUGACCGGUGAAGAAGGGGACAACGGUGUCCCCGGCUUACCAGGGCUCAAAGGGGACAUGGGGGCUUCAGGCCCCCCCGGGCUGCCUGGCAUCGCAGGGUUACCUGGGCCUAAAGGUGAGAGAGGAGCUUCGGGGAUGAUGGGGGUCCCAGGACACUCCGGUUCCACAGGAACAUGUGGGCCCACAGGACCCAAAGGAACCAAGGGACUGCAAGGAGUUGCAGGUCCAAAAGGAGAAAAUGGGAAUGUGAUCACUCCAUUGAUGAUCCCACCUCCUCCCGGACCCGUAGGCGCACCCGGUCAACCAGGCCUUCCUGGCUUCACUGGCGGCCCGGGAUCCAACGGUUUUGAGGGACAGAAAGGGAGAAGUGGCCAGUUGGGGUCACCAGGAUUCCCGGGGCCCGAUGGCCCCCCAGGAGUAGACGGAGCCCCAGGAGACAGCGGGGUACAGGGGGAGAGGGGGGCAUUGGGACUACAGGGCGCCCCAGGUCCUUCGGGAGAUGCCGGCAGCCCAGGCCCCACCACCACCUUUAACUCUGGCUUCCUGUUGGUGAUGCACAGCCAAUCAGACAUGGUCCCUUCCUGUCCAGCAGACAUGACACAACUGUGGAUUGGCUACAGUCUGCUGUACCUGGAGGGCCAAGAGAAAGCCCACACACAGGACCUCGGUCAGGCCGGGUCAUGUAUGCGUCUCUUCAGCACCAUGCCUUUCUCCUAUUGCAACAUGGGCACAUGUGACUACGCCAGCCGCAAUGACAAGUCCUACUGGCUGUCCACCACAGCGGCAGUGCCCAUGAUGCCCGUGGCGGACCAGGACAUCCAACAACACAUCAGCCGCUGCGUGGUGUGUGAGGCCCCCUCCCCUGCUGUGGCAGUUCACAGCCAGGACAACGGCAAUUCCUUCUGUCCCCCCAACUGGAGGAGUCUCUGGGUGGGAUACUCCUUCCUCAUGCACACAGGGGCCGGCGAUGAGGGUGGUGGCCAGUCUCUGACAUCAUCAGGAAGCUGCCUGAGGGACUUCCGUGCCCAGCCGUUUGUGGAAUGCCAGGGCCCGCGGGGUACGUGCCACUACUUCGCCAACAUCUACAGCUUCUGGUUGACCCGGGUGGGCGCAGAUGGACCGCUUAGCCCAACUUCACAGGGCACGCUCAAAGAGGAGUGGCAACAGCGCCUCAACGUAGGCCGGUGCAACGUGUGUAUGAAGGAGUGACCCCACCCACCUUCUGGGUCCGGCCACAUCCCACAAGCACCAGCCCCAAAAUCUCUGACCCACCACAUCCCACGAGUGCAUUGAAAAUGCACACUCAUUGGUUACCUGAGAGGCAGUAAUGAUACACCUCAUUAGUCACCAGAGAGGCUGUGACUACACUGGUUGUUUACCUGAAAGUCUGUGAAUAGUAUUUACAUUGACACAUGCUCUCUCUUAACUUGUUUUAUGCAAGUUCAUACCAAUGAACAUGCAGUACUUGAUCAACUAUCCUUUGAAUUAUCUUUUUAGAUUAGUAACUUUUUUUCUCCUGAAAUCUGUAACUUGGCUGAAAGCUCUUAAUUUGUGUAUUAUGUUUCCAGGUUUGAGUACCUGAUAUUACGUGGCAGAUUAUCUUUUGCUCGAGACUCCCAAGUCAACAACAAACAAACAGUGGCUUCAAGCAUCAAUGUGGCUCAUCAGACACUCCGAUUCAGAAAACUUGAAUGUCCUCAAUUAGGCAAUUAAUUUUGCAGCAAUCACAUACAGACAUUGCAAUUGUUACUAUGUUUUUACGUACAACAGUGGUCCUCACACUCUUGGAAGCUGGGACCCUCCCAAAGCCUAUGACGUUUUCUUGUCAUCCACCAAAGCCACAGUUGUGUUUAUUAGGUCGCGCAACAGAAAACGUUUUAAAGUAGAA